AGGCUGGGAGAAGACUGAAACAGAAGCAAGAUUGCUAAAGCAAGAACUAGAAAAAGCUCUACAGCAGAGCGUAGCGGGUGAAGAGAGAUUAGUUAACUUGGAUGCAGCACUCAAGGAAUGUAUGCAGCAGUUGCGUUUCGUUAGAGAUGAGCAGGAGAACAGGAUUCACGAUGCAGUAUUGAAGGCAUCCAACGAGUUCGAAAAAACAAGGACUCUCUUAGAGAGAAAAUUAGCAGAUGCAGGGCAAAAGCUUUCCCGAUUAGGUUCCGAGAACACUCAGCUUAGUAUGGCUCUCAUGGCAAAGGAAAAGGCAACGGGUCAUUUAAAAGGACAAUUAGCUCAGGCAGAAGCAGAUUUCAGUGUCUUGAAAACGCGACUGGAAUCUGUUGGAAAAGAGAAUGCUUCUCUGCGGUAUGAGGUUCGGGUCCUUGAGAAGGAGCUUGAGAUCCGGAAUGAAGAGAGAGAGGUUAAUCGCCGAACAGCUGAUGUUUCUCACAAGCAACACCUGGAGAGUGUGAAGAAAAUCGCAAAACUGGACUCAGAAUGUCAAAGGCUACGUAUCCUUGUUAGAAAGAGACUGCCAGGCCCUGCCGCCUUGGCCAAAAUGAAGAAUGAAGUUGAAAUGUUGGGGAAGGAUCAUGCUAAAAUGAGGAGAAGGAAGUCAAAUCCGUCUCCAAAUAGUUCAGUAGACUUAACUUCAGAGACGGCUCCUGAUACUCCAAACAGGAAGAUUAACUUCCUCGCUGAGCAUUUAUGCAUGAUGGAUGAGGAAAAUCGGGCUCUGAAAGAAGUGCUAUACAAAAGAACUAAUGAACUCAAACUAUCUAGGAUGACAAAUGCUCAAACAACUGCUGAACCAGAAAAAUAUCCUCCCUCUGUGCAGGAACUGUCUGAUAUGGACAGCGAUGACAUAGGUGGCUGUUCCGAGUCGUGGGCUUCUGCACUAAUGUCAGAGCUGGAGCAUUUCAAAAAUGAGAAACAAAUAGGUCCACCAUCAUCUGUAAGUGUAGGAGCUUCAGAUAUAAAUCUGAUGGAUGACUUUGCAGAGAUGGAAAAAUUAGCCUUUGAGUCUACAGAUAACCCUCUGGGAGCUCUUCAUCAUGCCUUACCGAGGGAAAAUGGAAAUGAGGAUGCUUUGGAGUCUCAGUUACAUUCUCAUUCAUCAGAAGCAGAUAUCCGAGAGAGAGUUCCUGUGGCAGAUCGUUUUGUCUCCAGCAACGAUAUCCAGGUAAAAGGAAUAUUGACGAGUAAAUCUACUGGUGGAGUUGAUAACAUACUGAGAAUGCUCUUCGAACAUGGCCAUGUAACACAAAGAAACCCAUUUGAAAUACUGGAAGAUAUCAAAACUGCUUUGGCACAAAAGUGUCCCUCAACUAAGAACCCUGUAGAAGCAAAUGAAAGUUCAAUAGAUACUGAUGUUACAUUUACUCCCAACACUGGUGAGUGUAUAUCUCGGGGUAUACAUGAUGACUCAGUAAUAUGGCAUUCAUCAAAUACAGGAACUGGUGAUAUUGUCUCAUCGGCAAGAAAGUGUGAACCAAACAUGUUAUCAUACAUGGGUACAUCGAUCAAUAAGGUGAUUGAUAUCAUAGAAGGGAUCAAUAUACCCUCAACAGAUGACAAUAUUCCAGACAUCUUAUCUUGCAAGGGUAAUGGACUUCUACCAUAUGAAAGUGCACCGAAGGAGACAGCCUAUAUGGUUCGUGUUUUCCAGUGGAAAACUUCAGAACUAUCUGCUAUUCUUCAAGAAUUUGUUCAAACUUGCCGUGAUUUAUUGAAUGGAAAGGUUCACAUAGAGAAGUUUACUGAAAGAUUAACCUGGACUCUGGAAUGGAUUGUGAACCACUGUUUUUCUCUUCAAGAUGUUUCAAGCAUGAAGGAUGCUAUAAAAAACCAUUUUGACUGGGAUGAUUCGCGAAGUGAGAUUGAAAUGGAAACUGGGGGGAUUAAUCCGAUCUUUGAAUUUGAUAAACUUCAGACUGGAAGAGGAAACUCAUUAUACUCUCCGGGUUUUUCCUCACUCGGUCGUAUGAGUUCUUUGCCAGAGGAAAAGGUUCUAUCAUAUGUAGAUAAUGAAAGUCAAUUAUCGAAAGAUGAGUUUCCAGAAGAGGGACUUACAAAGGUGGAUUUGGAUGAGAAACUGCAAGCAGAAACUGUCAGGAAUGAUUCCUUGAUGGUUCAACUUCAGGAAUCAGAGAAAACAAUCAAAAGCUUGCAAAAAGAAGUAGAAGAUCUCAGACAAUCAAAGGAGAUGACUGAGGAUCAAAUUGAGAAAGAAAAGAUGGCCAAAGAAGACUUUGAGAUGCAAUUCAAAGCAGUUAAACUGGAACUGAAUGAAGCUUGUCGAAAGGCUUGCUGUUUAGAAAAGGAACUUGAGGACAAAAAAAACUCCUAUAAGAAGCUCGAUUCUACAUGUCAUAUGCUUCAGCUGCAGCAAGAAAGCACGAAACAAAGGGAGUUAGCAGAGAAUGCCGAGGUGGGCCCUGAAGAAAAGCUUCUUCAAAGUGAUCGGGAGAUCACUGCAGCUUCAGAAAAGUUGGCAGAGUGUCAAGAGACUAUUUUGAACCUAGGGAAGCAGUUGAAAGCAUUGGCCUCGCCUGGGGAUGCUGCUCUCUUUGAUAAGGUGAUAUCUACAUCCUCAGAAACAACUAGUGUUACCGUGACAACCCCAAGGAAGAGUUUUGGACGUCGUUCAUCUCUUCUUGACAAGAUGCUGGCUGAGGAUAAUGAAAUGCGUUCUCCUACUACCAAGGAAGUCAUUCUUGAUGCCAAGAGAACUACAUCCUCCAGUGUUGGCGGUUCAGUGGAACAGCCAGAAAAGUCUCCAUUGACAAAUGGGAGCACACAUUCAGGAUAUGAAGCUGUUAAUGGCUCCCGGGCUAUUGUACCUAGCAAGAAAAAGAAUGGUCUAGGAUUGUGGAAAAAGCUGUUGCGAAAAGGCAAGAAAAAUAGUAGCAAGACAAAACUUAACGUAUGACCUGCAUGGAUGUCAUUCGAAGCUGCAGGCCUGUUGGUUCUAGUGAUGUCUAUGCUUCAUUCAUGGCUUGGUUUGGCGCAGAAAGCAAUGUUUUUGUCUCCCACUCUCUCUGUCUCCCUCUCUUUCCUUUCUCUUUUUCCUUUUCUUGUUCUACUGUAAGUAGUAUUGUAUAUGAGAACUAGAACUUACGCGUAAACCUCAUUGAUAUAGUUUUUCCAUGGCAAAUGGAAAUAGGGAUAAAACUUGGUGCACGAACCAAAGUGAAAUGAGUGUGACAUGUGCUUCAUAUUUGUGACAUACGGUUUUUGCUAGUCGAGUAAUGUGUACUUGGAAAAAAAAAAAGAACAAGUAAACUGAAAUUUCUGUGA
Nicotiana tabacum (common tobacco) is the source of this 3345-nucleotide messenger RNA. Lineage: Eukaryota; Viridiplantae; Streptophyta; Magnoliopsida; Solanales; Solanaceae. The record is from RefSeq and is a predicted model, not a curated record.